Molecule: messenger RNA, 802 nt
Organism: Beta vulgaris subsp. vulgaris (sugar beet)
Lineage: Eukaryota; Viridiplantae; Streptophyta; Magnoliopsida; Caryophyllales; Amaranthaceae
Product: protein PROTON GRADIENT REGULATION 5, chloroplastic
Exons: 2
Coding region: 133-510 (125 amino acids)
Biological process (GO): response to high light intensity; photosynthetic electron transport in photosystem I
Cellular component (GO): chloroplast
Molecular function (GO): electron transfer activity
Source: RefSeq, a predicted model, not a curated record
CACCACACAUUCUUAAGACUACAAAACCAAAGCCAAAGUAACACAAAGUUUUCAAAAGAAUCUAAACAAAGAGUUUUCAAGAGAACAACACAACAUAAACCUUUGUGUUAGAGCAUAACUUGGUCUAAGGUAAUGGCUAUGGCGACUUCUUCGAUCCCAACAUCCGGGUUCACAAACCCUGGUCUUGGAUCUUCGUUCGCCUCCGGUGAGAACUACAACAUGUUAAUGAAAUCGGUCUCGGUUCAAGCUCGGGUCCCAAAUCGGCCAACACGAGCUCAACCAAUGAUGAAGAAUGUUAAUGAAGGGAAAGGUAUAUUUGCUCCUCUUGUGGUUGUGACUAGGAACAUAGUUGGCAAAAAGAGGUUCAAUCAACUUAGAGGCAAAGCCAUUGCUCUUCAUUCACAGGUGAUCACAGAGUUUUGUAAGUCUAUAGGAGCAGAUUCCAAGCAAAGACAAGGAUUAAUUCGAUUGGCAAAGAAGAAUGGAGAAAAAUUGGGAUUUCUUGCAUGAUUCAAGAUUGUGACAAACUUUAAUGAAAAUUUGUUUAUCAAAACUUAGAUUCUCUCAUGUGAGUAUGCUAAGACCUGUGUGUAAAACCUUAUACAUUUCAUGGUAUAGAUGUUAUUUUGUAGAUUACCAUUACCAUAGUUUGUUUUUCUACUGCAAUUGCGAAUUGUCAGUAAGCAAAAAAUAACCCACAUUAGGCAUAGGAAUUAUAAGUUCGUUUUGUUAUUAUGUCAAAAUGAUCUAAUUUUGGAGAUAAUAUAGCAAUUUAUACAAGUAUUAUUAUCGUUUUUCGUUA